Messenger RNA from Jatropha curcas, 763 nucleotides. RefSeq lists its product as uncharacterized. The record is from RefSeq and is a predicted model, not a curated record. NCBI's taxonomy places the organism in Eukaryota, Viridiplantae, Streptophyta, Magnoliopsida, Malpighiales, Euphorbiaceae.
GGUGUGGUUAGAGUACAUAAAUGUUGCAAACCAACACAUCCACAUCUUUACCUUGCAACUAAUUGCUGUGCUGAUCGUGACAAUUUCAUUACUUUUCCAUUUGCUAAAAGCUGAAAGAAAAUGCCUUACUUCACCUUCCUUCUUCUUUUCCUGAUUAUCUCCUUUCUUUAAUUAUCUAUCUAUCUUCUCCUUCUUCUUCUUCUUCUUUAUAUAUCUAUGCAUAAAUGACCUAAUAGCUAGCUAGCUAGCUUGUGGGUUUUAUAUAUUCCAUGGAGUUCAAGUAUAGCAUCACCUCCUUCUUUCUCUUAUUUCUCCUGCUUGCCCUACCUUACAUUUCAAGAGGUGCAGGAAGAAUGAGACUUGCAGAUUCAGAAAUUUAUGAAAUAGAUUAUAGAGGACCAGAGACUCACUCAUCGGUUAUGCCUCCUCCUGGUCGUUCUCAUGGCUGGCCUUUCAUCAAUGGAGCUAAAUCAUCAUCAUCAUCAUCAAGAGGUGGAGAAGGCAAUGGAGAUAAUGAUAAGAAAAUCCAUGGAUGAAUCAAAUUCUGGGAAGGGAUUGGAAUCAAGCAUUAGUUUUGUCACAAUUGAUUAAGUUAAUUCAUAUAUAUGAAGAUUGGGAAAUCAAUAGGGUUUGUAAUCUAUUUGUAAAUUGAUUUGUAUUUGUAUUUGUAUUUGUAGUUUGCUUCUGUAAUUGUAAACAUAAUACCCAUAUGGUUUGUGAAUAUUCAUAUUUAUUUUAUAGAUUUCUUUUAUGAUUUACUUAA